Messenger RNA from Galeopterus variegatus (Sunda flying lemur), 424 nucleotides. Its product is annotated as carcinoembryonic antigen-related cell adhesion molecule 19-like. The record is from RefSeq and is a predicted model, not a curated record. The annotation marks the transcript as partial. Lineage: Eukaryota; Metazoa; Chordata; Mammalia; Dermoptera; Cynocephalidae. The transcript is spliced from 2 exons.
AUGGAUAUUCCCACAGGGACCCAGGGCCACCUCUCAAAGGGCCUCCUGCUCUCAGCUUCAAUCCUGGCCCUGUGGAUGCCCCAAAGCUCCCGAGCAGCCCUGCACAUCCAGAAGAUACCAGAACAGCCUCAAAAGAACCAGGACCUUCUCCUGUCCGUCCAGGGUGUCCCAGACACCUUUCAGGACAUCAACUGGUACCUGGGGGAUGAGACCUCUGGAGGCACCAGGCUAUUCACCUACAUCCCCCAGCUACAGCGGCCCCAGAGGGAUGGCAGUGCUAUGAAACAGCGAGACAUCGUGGGCUUCCACAAUGGUUCCAUGCUGCUGCGUCGUGCCCAGCCCACAGACAGUGGCACCUACCAGGUAGCCAUCACCAUCAACCCUGCCUGGACCAUGAGGGCCAAGACUGAGGUCCGGGUAGCCG